Molecule: messenger RNA, 924 nt
Organism: Labrus bergylta (ballan wrasse)
Lineage: Eukaryota; Metazoa; Chordata; Actinopteri; Labriformes; Labridae
Product: olfactory receptor 11A1-like
Biological process (GO): G protein-coupled receptor signaling pathway; detection of chemical stimulus involved in sensory perception of smell
Cellular component (GO): membrane
Molecular function (GO): G protein-coupled receptor activity; olfactory receptor activity; odorant binding
Source: RefSeq, a predicted model, not a curated record
AUGAUAAACUCCACGCAGGUUUUAUAUUUCACACUAAGUGCCUACUUGGACACAAAGGGCUUCAAGUCUUUAUAUUUCAUCAUUAUAAUGUGUCUGUAUGCCUUCAUCUUGUUGUCCAACCUGCUGCUCAUCGUGGUGAUCUGUGUGAACAGAAGUCUUCAUGAACCCAUGUACAUCUUCCUGUGCAGCCUGUUUGUGAAUGAGCUGUUUGGUAGCACAGGUUUGUUUCCUCUCCUCCUGGUUCAAAUUCUCUCAGACGUUCACACUGUGUAUGCUCCUCUCUGUUUUCUGCAGAUCUUCUGUGUGUACUCCUAUGUGUGUAUAGAAUAUUUAAACUUAGCCGUCAUGGCUUAUGACAGAUACCUUGCUAUCUGUUAUCCUCUACAAUAUAACACAUGUAUGACUGCUAAAAAGGUGGCCAUUCUGAUUGCUGUUGCAUGGUUUUUCCCCUUUCUUGCUGUUGUUGUGUUGAUUUCCUUGAGUGCUCCGCUGCAGCUGUGCGGGAACAUCAUUAACAAAUUGUACUGUGGAAACUACGCCAUCGUCAAACAGGCGUGCUUCGACACCAGAGUAAAUAACAUCUACGGACUCAUUCACACAGUCAUCUCCAUCAUUAUCCCUCUCUGUCUGAUUCUCUACACGUACAUGAAAAUACUCAAAGUUUGUUAUCGUGGAUCCAAAAAGACGAGGCAGAAAGCUGUCAGCACCUGCACGCCUCACCUCGCCUCUCUGCUCAACUUCUCCUUCGGCUGUUGUUUUCAGAUCAUACAGAGCAGGUUCACUUUAAGUGUCCCCCAUGUGUUGGAUAUAUUAUUAUCUAUGUAUUUUCUGACAUGCCAGCCUCUCUUUAACCCAUUACUGUACGGGCUGAAACUGCCGAAAAUACAUAAUAUAUGUAAACGUCUGAUGUGUGGUGAUGUGUAA